GAUAUGUGACGAUGUGGGGUGAGACUGGCCUGAUCUAGGUGGCAGUACAACUGGUAUAAAGAUGCUUCACUCAGUCCUGUCAGUAGUGUAAAGAUGUACAGAAUCAGUAGUGUUGAAGUGACACACACAGGUAAAUACACCUGUAAAGGAAGAGAGAGUGGAGGCUCACGUUCCUCACACCUCAGUGAUGCUGUUACACUGACUGUAUCAGCAAGACCUAAACCAGUGGCAUCUAUAAAUCCUGAUAAACAGGUGUUCAGUGGAGACACUGUCACUCUAAGAUGUGAGAUACAGGAUAAAUGUGUAUCUAGGUGGCAGUACAGCUGGUAUAAAGAUGCUUCACUCAGUCCUGUCAGUAGUGUACAGAUGUACAUAAUCAGUAGUGUUGAAGUGACACACACAGGUAAAUACACCUGUAAAGGAAGAGAGAGUGGAGGCUCACGUUCCUCACACCUCAGUGAUGCUGUUUCACUGACUGUAUCAGAGAGACCACAGGCAGUACUGAGUGUAUCUCCACAGAACUGGCUGACUGAAGGAGACUCAGUGACUCUAAGCUGUGAGGUUACAUACUCCUCUACAGACUGCACAUUCAGCUGGUACACAGUUGUUCCCUACAGAGACGGUGUAACUCAAAUAAAAAAUACUGACUAUGUCAUGUAUGUGGAGCUUCUCUCAGACAGCAGCAGAGGAUCUGGAGGCAACUACACUCUCAGUCCUUCUGAUCUUCACCACACAGGAGUUUAUGUGUGUAGAGGAGAGAGAGGAGAACCAGUCACUCACAUACUGUACAGCAAUCCACAGCCUCUAUGGAUCUCUGGUGAAUCUCCUCCAGUGUCUCUGAUCAUCAGUCCCAGCAGAACUCAACACUUUACUCAUGACUCUCUCUCACUGAGCUGUGAGGACCAGAGUAACUCUACUGGAUGGACAGUGAGACGAUACACAGACAGUGAAGGAGUGUUAGAUUGUCCAGAAUUACAGGAUCUACAUGUAACAUCAGCUUUCUCCACAUCCUACACUGGAGUUUACUGGUGUGAGUCUGAAUCUGGAGAAAACAGUAAUCCUGUCAACAUCACAGUUCAUGAAGGUGAUGUGAUUCUGGAGAGUUCUGUUCAUCCUGUGACUGAGGGACAUCCUCUGACUCUACACUGUUUAUAUCGUAACACAAAUCCCUCAAACCUCCGAGCUGAUUUCUAUAAAGAUGGAUCAGUCGUCCAGAACCAGACUACAGGAGAGAUGAUCAUCCAUAAAGUCUCAAAGUCAGAUGAAGGUUUCUACCACUGUAAACACCCAGAGAGAGGAGAGUCACCGAGAAGCUGGAUCUCAGUCAGACAGAGACCACAGGCAGUACUGAGUGUAUCUCCACAGAACUGGCUGACUGAAGGAGACUCAGUGACUCUAAUCUGUGAGGUUACAAACUCCUCUACAGACUGGACUUUCAGCUGGUACACAGUUGUUUCGAAAAGAGACGGCUCAACAAAAAUAAAAAAUAAUAAUGGCUACGUCAUGUAUGUGGAGCUUCUCUCAGACAGCAGCGGAGGAUCUGGAAGCUUCUACACUCUCAGUCCUUCUGCUCUUCAUCACACAGGAGUUUAUGUGUGCAGAGGAGAGAGUGGGGAACCAGCCUUUCAUACACAGUUCAGCAAUCCACAGCCUAUCUGGAUUAAUGGUGAAUCUCCUCCAGUCUCUCUGAUCAUCAGUCCCAGCAGAGCUCAGCGUUUUAUUUAUGAAUCUCUCUCACUGAGCUGUGAGGACCAGAGUAACUCUACUGGAUGGACAGUGAGACGAUACACAGACAGUGAAGUAGUGUUAGAUUGUUCACGUUGGGGAUCAGUUACAGGAUCUACAUGUAAAAUUGGCAUCCUCUCCACAUCCUACACUGGAGUUUACUGGUGUGAGUCUGAAUCUGGAGAAAACAGUAAUCCUGUCAACAUCACAGUUCAUGAGGUUGAUGUGAUCCUGGAGAGUCCUGUUCAUCCUGUGAUUGAGGGACAUCCUCUGACUCUACGCUGUUUAUAUCGUAACACAAAUCCCUCAAAUCUCCAAACUUUUUUCUACAAGGAUGGAUCAGUCAUCCAGAACCAGACUACAGGAGAGAUGAUCAUCCCUAAAGUUUCAAAGUCAGAGGAAGGUUUCUACCACUGUGAACACCCAGAGAGAGGAGAGUCACCGAGAAGCUGGAUCUCAGUCAGACAGAGACCACAGGCAGUACUGAGUGUAUCUCCACAGAACUGGCUGACUGAAGGAGACUCAGUGACUCUAAGCUGUGAGGUUACAGACUCCUAUACAGACUGGACAUUCAGCUGGUACACAGUUGUUCCCUACAGAGACGGAUUAACUGCAGUAAUAAAUAGUCAUGGCCAUAUCAUGUAUGUGGAGCUUCUCUCAGACAGCAGCAGAGGAUCUGGAGGCUCCUACACUCUCAGUGCUUCUGCUCUUCAUCACACAGGAGUUUAUGUGUGUAGAGGAGAGAGAGGAGAACCAGCCAUUUACACAAAAUACAGCAAUCCACAGCCUCUAUGGAUCUCUGGUAAAUCUCCUCCAGUUUCUUUGAUCAACAAUCCCAGAAGAACACAUCACUUUACUCAUGACUCUCUCUCACUGAGCUGUGAGGACCAGAGUAACUCUACUGGAUGGACAGUGAGACGAUACACAGACAGUGAAGGAGUGUUAGAUUGUUCACAGUGGGGAUCAGUUACAGGAUCUAGAUGUAACAUCAGCUUCCUCUCCACAUCCUACACUGGAGUUUACUGGUGUGAGUCUGAAUCUGAAGAAAACAGUAAUCCAGUUAUUAUCAAAGUGCAUGAUGGUGAUGUGAUCCUGGAGAGUCCUGUCCAUCCUGUGCCUGAGGGACAUCCUCUGACUCUACACUGUUUAUAUCGUAACACAGAUCCCUCAAACCUCCGAGCUGAUUUCUAUAAAGAUGGAUCAGUCGUCCAGAACCAGACUACAGGAGAGAUGAUCAUCCAUAAAGUCUCAAAGUCAGAUGAAGGAUUCUACCACUGUAAACACCCAGAGAGAGGAGAGUCACAGAGAAGCUGGAUCUCAGUCAGACAAGCUCCAUUCUCAGAGCUCAUGCUGAUCAGUAGUGUAGUGACGGCAUCUCCAUAUCUGCUGAUCACCAUCAUUCUGCUGGUCAAAUGUUACAGAGCUCGAGAUCACACUGAUGAAGACAGACUUGAGAAUGCAGUCAUAGAGGAGUGAACAAAGUUCAUCUAUAAAAAGACGAUGCAUUUACUGUAGGAUCAUCAUUUUAUUAUUGCUUUUUUUUAGGGCUUUGUGUGGAUUUAAAAAAAUACAGAUUUUUAUUAUUAAUAUCAUGCGGUUAUUCGCUAUGCAUCUUAUAAACAACCUCGUUGUUCUGACUGGAUUUGUUAACCUAAAGCCUGCAGCCUCUUCAUGAUGUGAACAUUCCUUUGUGUGUAGUCUGUAAUAAAGCCUUCAGGCUGCUACUGCAAAACAGA
Molecule: messenger RNA, 3461 nt
Organism: Silurus meridionalis
Lineage: Eukaryota; Metazoa; Chordata; Actinopteri; Siluriformes; Siluridae
Product: obscurin-like
Biological process (GO): cell surface receptor signaling pathway
Molecular function (GO): transmembrane signaling receptor activity
Source: RefSeq, a predicted model, not a curated record